AUGAACACGACAGCCGCCGCCCCCGCACCUCCGCUCUUUCCUAUGGCUGUGUCAAGUGCGGGACCCGCCUGGCAUCUGCCGCACUUCUCUCCCAGCACCACCGCCCACGUCAAGCAAGAGCCUUCUGAUGGCGAGGCCGCGGAUCGGCACGACGACUCCGGCAUCUCGCCCGGGCGCAGCGCCAGUGCCAGUGGCAGCAGCGGCGGGCCUUCGCCAGAGCGCGAGGAUCCCGGACCCUCGCAACAUCACCACUACUUCCAGCACCAGCAACAGCUGCUGUCGUCUCCGCCACCAAACCCGAACGGCCACUACUUGGAGCGGCUGGACAAUACGCCGUCCCAGACACAGCACAACGCUUACUACUAUAAUCACCACCACCACCAGCAGCAGAAUGGCCGCGGACAACCCCUGCCGCAGGAGCCAUACUACCAGCAGCAGCAACAGCUGCUUCAGCAGCAGCAGCAGCAGCAGCAACAACAACAACAACAACAACAACAACAACAACAACAACAGCAGCAGCAGGAACAGCAGGAGCAGCAGGAACAAUCAGACAGUUCUGCACAAUUCCAUCUUGGCAGCCCCGCACGCGAGCCGCUGGCACGGGCCGUCCCGCAGUCUCCGCAACUGCGGACGCCGCCGCCAGCGGGCAGCGCGCAGACCAAGCAGGAGCCGGCCAGCCCGCUGGAAGGCAGCUCGUCGCCUGGCCAGCCGCCGCAAGCGUCCUGCGCCGCCUCGCAGGCUGACGAAAACUCGUCUAGCUCGUCACACUACUCCACGGAAGGCGAGGGCGCCCUGCGGCGACUGCAGGCGGCUGUCGAGACGAUGGGAAUGGUCAACGGCAGCGCAGACGGCGGCACCACCUACGAAUGUCCCGUCUGCACCGUGCGCACCCAAGACAAGGAGCAGUUCCAAGCUCACCUGGGAACGCACUACGAGCCGCGGUGUCCUUCCUGCGAUCACGUGGCGUCCACUGUAGAGAAUCUACGCGCACACAUGCGUGAGGCGCACGCGCUGUCGCCGCCGCAAGAUGACCCAGCUGAGACCAAAAUAAAUUCCCAGGGCCGCGUGAAGACUUUCCGGUGCAAGCAGUGUGGCUUCGUGGCUGUGACGAAACUGGAGUUCUGGAAGCACUCUCGCUUGCACAUCAAAGCGGAGAAGCUGUUGACGUGCAACCGGUGCCCCUUCGUGACCGAGUACAAGCACCACCUCGAGUACCACCUGCGCAACCACUCGGGCUGGAAGCCAUUCCACUGCGACAAGUGUGACUACCAGUGCGUCAACAAGUCGAUGCUCAACUCGCAUCUCAAGUCGCACUCCAACAUAUACCAGUACCGGUGCGCCGACUGCACCUACGCCACCAAGUACUGCCACUCUCUGAAGCUGCACCUGCGCAAGUACCACCACACGCCGGACGUGGUGCUCAACCCGGACGGCUCGCCCAACCCGCUGCCCAUCAUAGACGUUUACGGCACGCGGCGCGGACCGAAACAGCGGCCUCGCACCACCACGCCGAAAAAGAAGUUUGCGGCCACGCCGCCGUCGGCAUCUGCGCCCUCUCCGGCGCCUCCGCAGCCGCAAGCAGCCGUCCAACCGCGGCAGCCGCUGCCCCCGCCGCCAGCGCCUCGCGCUGCCGCGCCGCCCCAGGGUGCGGCUGCACUGCCGCCGUUCGCGCCCGCAGCCUUCGCGCCGUUGGUGCGGCCGGGAGGAGCCGUCUUCCCGUUCGGCAACGUGGGCCUCGUGCCGUCUAUGCCGGCCUUCCCGUACAACCCGGUGCCGCACAACGCGUCCGACGCCGCCGGCUACGACGCCUACUACGCCGCGGCGCACAGCAGCGGCUUCCCGUUCUUCGUCAACAAUAACAACGAUAACGAGAGCCCUCAGGACGCAGAGGCCAAGAUGCAGGACUACAUGGCGCGCAUUCUCGUGGCUACGCAGCUGCAGGUUCCCAACGUGCCGCUGCCGCAGGCCAGUACUCCGCUGCCGGACCCGCUGGAUCUGACAAAGCCAGAGUCUCCCUCGCCGGCAGCUGUCAGAUCGCCGACACCUACGCCGUCUACGUCGACGGCUGUCUCUGCCCUGCCACUCGAGGAUGAGCCGAUGCCGGUGCCCGUCCCGGCGGCUCCUUCCGCGACCAAGCACCGCCGGAAGGGCAAGGCUUACAAACUGGAGCGCAUUGCCAUGAAGCUGCAGUACCACGCGGAUGACGACAGCGCAGAGGACGAGCCAGAACGGAAGCUGUUGAAGGCGGAACUCCCACUCGAUCCCGAGCCAGAGAAGGAACCGCAGCCCUCGAGCGACCGUCCAGAUUCUUCGGAGGCAGAGGCGGACGACGGAGAAGACAGUUCGGAAGCUCAGCGUGACUUCUUCUGCGAGCACUGCGAAAUCACUUUCCGCGACGUCAUCAUGUACUCUUUGCACAAGGGCUACCACGGCCUCAAAAACCCUUUCACCUGCAACGCCUGCGGUAAGGAGACUGCAGACCGUGUCGAGUUCUUUGUUCACAUUGCUCGCUCGCCCCAUUCCUAAACGCUAGUGUCCAGCAAAACAGCACCGUGAAAUCAUAUUCGACCAUUAGCAAGUGCUGUACACCUUCUAAUACAGACACCUCCGUAGCGGCAUAAUCGGACCAAUUAGCUUAGCUAUAAACAGUGCAAGCAGUUAGUGCUCAUAUAUACAGCACUCCGAGGAUAUACUUAAAUAUGUGCGCCAUGCUGCGGGCACUCCCUAAUGUAAGAUACCUACGCUAAGACUGAAUGGACAAUGGACAAGAACAGUGCCUUUAUGUCUAUAAUGAACAUUGCUCAAUUAUUUUGAAAUACGUCUAGUCAUUCCAUUUUUGAGUUACCAACCAGAUAUAGCUUCGAAUGCAUCUGACGUUGAUCGACUGUCGAUUGGCUCUUUAGUCAGCAUGGAAAGCAAUUUAAAUGAGUGCAAUUUAUUAUAUUUUUUAUUAUUUUAGAUAGUUUUUUGAUACAGUCAAAUAUAAUUUUGUUAUGUAUAAUAGACGUAUUUUCAGCAGCUGCAACAGUUUGUCAGGUCAGUGACCUAAGGAUUUGUCUCCCUCCUUGAACGAUAUUGACACUAAAUGCACCAAAGAGAGAACUUUCACUAUGUAAUAAGAGUGCUGCAGACGAAGCGGUCUAGAUUUAAGAUUAAUCAGCUGAAAGACGACGAAUAUUAUCAGUUUCUCAGUGUUCCAAAACUGUAAAAUGCAUAUCACUUACUCUGAUUGUUAAUGGGAACAAAGUCACUUUGUAGUUGACAGAAUUUUUUUUCAAGUUUUAUUUCGUUUGGAGAAACCAGACUUAAAAUUUAUAAGAAUGAGAAGUCUAAGCAAUAACUAGAUAAAUGAGCACGUAGUUUUUGAAUACGUGCAAAUGUAUUUUUAAUAUUGGAGUCAAUAGAAUUUUCUGUGUUUUCAUACAAUAAGACACGCCAACUUACGAAGAGCAUGUCGGUCGGACACUGAAUAUUUUUAUAUGGCAAUGCAAAAAAUUUGAGAUGGAACAGUCACUUCUUGAAAGAUAUUAGUUGUGCUAGAGGAAGGUUCAAUUUGGCAUGCUGGUUCCACUGAGAUGUUGAUAAAGGACUGACUGAACCAAGAGGUGUAUGUACAUGUGAAACCCUAUUUUGAUAUCAAACUAGCAAUAAGCCAUAUUUUUAUAUUAAAUGUGAUAUUUAUGUUCUGUUGUAUCUCAUAAAGAUAAGAUAUUAUAAAUGUUGGUGUGUCUCUUCUAGAAUGUAUUGUGAUCUGUGUAACAAUAAAGUACAUGACAAAUGA
This is a messenger RNA of Schistocerca americana (American grasshopper), 3781 nucleotides long. RefSeq names its product protein hunchback-like. Gene Ontology annotation, biological process: regulation of transcription by RNA polymerase II. Gene Ontology annotation, molecular function: chromatin insulator sequence binding. The record is from RefSeq and is a predicted model, not a curated record. Bases 1 to 2526 code for a protein of 841 amino acids. Gene Ontology annotation, cellular component: chromosome. The transcript has 5 exons. NCBI's taxonomy places the organism in Eukaryota, Metazoa, Arthropoda, Insecta, Orthoptera, Acrididae.